AUGGAAGCCACCGAUAAUGCGUUCUCUAAGUUGGUGAAAUUGGUGAAAUCCUGGUUUCCGUGGAGGACUUAGCCUGCAAAUGUGUCAAAGGACUUUUGGAUGCCUGACCGCAGCUGUAGGGUCUAUUAUGAAUGUGAUUCGAAACUCUCGGUCGUCAACAGGCGUCACCAUUGCCGCCUGUGCGAGAGUGUUUUCUGCGCAAGGUGGACUGCGAAUUCUAUACCUUUUCCAUAUAAAGUCCUUAGGAAAAGACGGGAUGAUGGUGAGAGGAUCAGGGCCUGCAAUUAUUGUUUCAAGCUAUGGGAACAAGAUACAACGGCUGAGGAAUAUGUAUGUCGGGUGUCCACCCUGUAUCUCGGGGCCUCGUGUUCAGGGAUGAGUAUGGUUAGUACGCAGUCCAGCGGAACCGCUAACAGCGACAGCAACACUGCCAGUUCUAUGUCAUUUUCAUGUAGUUCUGGAGUCAAUCCUUGUCGACGUCUUCCAGUGGAACCGUGCUCAGGUAAGCAAGGAAGCCCGAAACAGGACAGAACAACAGAUGCCUUUAUGAACUUAAGCUGUCCUUCCGAGCAUAUAGGUAUGCAUCUUUAUCUUGUGAUCACUAUCGCAUGUUUGAACAUCGAAACGCCUUAAUGUAAAGGAAACAACUAGCACGGCCUUUGUAGAUGUACCCAAAACCUUCUUAUUUUAGUUAGAAAGAAUCCAGAUAAACCUGUUGGUUAUCUCUGAACUGAUAACGUUGGGGGUAUAGUAGGUUUAUUUUCCCUUUUGAUUUUACAUAACUCUCUCUGUAGCACUUUCUUAUCCACAGAUCAAUGUUAGUUCUGCUUAACCAGUUGUGUUGACGGAAGAUGGCAGACACAGUAACACGAACUACGGGUUGAAAUUUCCCACAAAUGUAGAACCGAUAGUCUAGUAUAUUUAUUUUCUCGAUAACAGGGGAGGAGUGGGUAAGGGUGACAUGAUGUUGGCGAAUUCCAGUCAGUCGUGCAGUUAUCUCAACACUCGUAUUGGACAUCUGACGUUCGUCCUCCUUUGUUCUGGAAUGGAAAAAAUUGGCCACUUCGAUAAAAUUGAGAAGCAUUUCAAGUUUAAUUCACGAGUUCAUGUCCCUGAAUCUAUAGGCCUCAUCCAACUACACAUCGGUACCCGGUAAAUAUCUCCUGUCGUCUCCCCAGAAAUCUUCUCAUUUUCUGAGAGGCACAGUCAGUUGAGAAUUGUAGCAUCUUCAACUGGCCCCUACAUCUUGCGGUUUUUGAAAAGAUGAAUCAAUUUUCUAAGGAGUCCGCUUCAAUAUAACCAUCCAAAGUUAAAAACCGGUCCUUUUUAGAGGUCAGGAAACUUCUCAUGCAUGCCUGCACUACACUACACUUUUGCUUCACAAUUAACACCGUCGUUGCAUAAGUACGCAGGGAAUUGUAGACCUAUGAAUCAAUUUUCUAAGGAGUCCGCUUCAAUAUAACCAUCCAAAGUUAAAAACCGGGCCUUUUUGGAGGUCAGGAAACUUCUCAUGCAUGCCUGCACUACACUACACUUUUGCUUCACAAUUAACACCGUCGUUGCAUAAGUAUGGAUGUCAUCAGUAAUCCGUGGGGAGUUUUGAAGUGCAUGGAUGAUCCCUAUUCUUUUUUAAGAAGUAUCAUUCAAAGAAUUUCCAUGAAGCAUCUCUGUAAGGAGAUUUAUUUUAAAUGUAAUAAUGCAUUGCUAUUUUUCUAUUUUUUUCUCAGUCUAACAAAUUCUAGGUGUCUCUAAUUUCAGAAGUGUCGACAAGGAUGACUAUCAAGUAUAUAGUUCCGAUUCACAGAUACAGCAGUUUGGUCAGUCUGAGGGCUGCUAUGAUACUAUUGAGUUUGAUGGACAUGGCCAUAGAUAUAGGUCAGCAAUGGUGCACGGUACCGAAGAAAACGAAAAUCAGAGAGGUUCGUCUCUUCCUCAGAUUGCAGGAACAGAUUUUACAUGAAUCAGAAAGUGUUGAGAAAAUGUCAGAUGAAGCAAGAUCUGAUUACAUCUCUCAGAGUGAUACUAGAUCGACUAUUAAUUGUAUGGAGACGACGGAUCCUGAGCCUGUAGAUUUCAAAAAUAAUGUACUUCUUUGGCUUCCUCCAGAGCCUGAUUAUAGUGAGAAUGAUAGUGAAGCGGGCUUUUCUGAUGAAGAUGAUGCGUCCGAACAGUGGGGACAGCUGUGAUCAUCAAAAAGUUUCGUUAGUGAAGAGUCUCAGUGUCGUGAUGGUGCACACAAAGAGCAUACAAAAGCCAUGGAACACGGUGUUGAUGGGCAUCUCAGGGUUUUGAUAUCUCAACUUCAUGUUGGUAAUAUUCCUGUAGACAACAAAAAUGGCAUAGAGAGCUGGUUGGAGGUGAUCAUACGUUUGUCAUUGGAAGCGGCAACUUUCCUCAAACCAGAUACAAACAAGGGAGAUGCCAUGGAUCCCGGUCGAUAUCUAAAAGUGAAAUGCAUAGCGUUUCAUUGGAGUCUCCAAUAAGAAUUUCCGUUCUCAGAUAUACCAUCAAAUUUGGAGCGGUCCAUUUCUAUUCAAGGUUUUGGAGUUAUCAGAAGAUCACGUUCGUUGUUACACUCAUCAUCAGGGCAGUUUAACAAUCUAUGUCAACAAACUUCCAGAUUUCCCCUUGUCAGGAGAGAAGGAUGGCAAGAUAUGGAUGCGGCGCGGGUGUUUGCGUUGUCCCCGGUCAACCGAACUCCCCCUGCAACGCAUAGAGUGGUCAUGUCAGAUGCUGCCUGGGGUUUAUCCUUUGGUAAAUUUUUGGAGCUUAGCUUUUCGAAUCAUGCUGCGGCUAACAGGGUGGCAAGUUGCGGGCACUCCUCCUAUUCCCUUCCCUCCGGAUGAAUUUGCAUCUCUAUAUGCCUCCCCUUGCGCGUUCAUGGAAAAGUAAAUAAAUGAGCAGGUUUGGAAAGAUGGUGUCUUGUUUCCAGUAUGCGACUACUGAUGUUCAUUCUGUGCACCUACCUCCCCCCAAACUUGAUUUCAACUGUGAACCCCUGGAGUGGCUCCAAAAGGAAGCAAAUGAGGUCCGUUUAUUAGAGUUUUUUUUCUUUGGUUAAAUUUAUCAUCGGUUUGAAGAGCUGACCUUCAUAAUUUUAAUAUAAUAGCUGGCUGCCCAAGCCUCACGCACAGCUUUUCUCGGAAGUUCUCAAGAUUCUGUGGAGAACACGAGGAGAAAAAACGACGCCAGCCUCAGUCUUCGACAAUGUCGAACCCCUGGAUUUAAGACAAUUGAUUGCGGACUUUGAAGGUUACCUGAAGAAGGAGAAGGCAGAGUUUGAGGUAAAGCAUGUGUUGAAUGUGUUAUCUUCUCUUCUUUGACAGCUAAAAAACUUUGUGACAAUUUUUUUAAAACUUCAGGAAUCCUUCCAGAAAAUGACAAUGAGGAGAGAAAAGGGAAGCCAUUGAUUGAUAUUCUUGAGGUUAACAAGUUAAGAAGGCAGUUGCUCUAUCAGUGUUAUGUGUGGGAUAAGCGUUUGAUGCAUGCAGUUAAUUUGCUGAACAGUUACUACGAUGAGUUUGAUGGGAAAAGAAAGGGUCGGAGAAAUGAAGAGAAACUUGGUUCUACUGAGAAGGCUGUGUACCCGAAUGUGGCCCCUAAACCAGAAAGAAGUUUCCGAAGCCUGGACUCCUUCCUCCAGGCCACAAUUCCUGAAGGACAUCACGUCGUGAACAGAAAUUUUGACCGCAAUCAAGGAACUGGCGGGGCUAAUCAUAUAGAUGGCAUGAGAACUUGUGAUCCAUCGGGCCCUCUUGUUUCUCGUGGGAUUGUCAGAUGGCUUGAGAAGGGCCCUCUUGUUUCUCAUCGCGGCUUGAGAAGGGUUCUGUCAGAUGGACAGUUUCCAGUUUUGGCAAACGUGUCUGACAGGUUGAACGCAAUAUGUGGUGAAAAGGGUCCUGCGACUUUUGAAAUCAUCGCAUCAGAUUUCUCAAACGUCUGUGAAACUGCACUUGGCGCAGUUGCCGAAUCAAGCUCAGAGGACAAUUCGGAUGGAUCCACGCCACUACCACGACCACCGCUGCCAGCAACUACUGGCGGAGGAGACGUUGUUGAGAUGGUCCACACUGGAUUAAAAUACCAUUCCAGAGCCUUCAUCAAUCCUUCAGCAAAGGCUCCGGUGGCAUUGGUUCAAGAUUUGACCCCUCGGAUGGAUAUAACCCCGCGUAAAUUUCAUCAUUCUGGGAGCUGGGACACAGAGAUGGAGCUAGGUUGCUACUGCCCAUCGGUGUCAACGACCUGGUAAUCCCCGUCUAUGAUGAUGAACCAACAAGUAUUAUUUCAUAUGGCCUUUUUUCGACUGAUUAUCACUUCCAGAUGUGCGCUGAGGGGGAGAAGACUAGGAAUAAUGGGGAGUCGUCCAUUUUGCCGCCGUUUCAUGAUCCUGGAAGCGUCAACUCCUUUCAUGGCGUUUCAUCCGAGUCCUUGAGGAAGGUGAACUCGGUCGAGGAAGGCAUUCUGUCCAUGUCAGGGAGGGGGAAAGCGUUCGGGCCCACUUCUGGAUUCAAGAGCUCCGCACGUCAGAAUUUCCUUUUGAGAUACCCUCUUGGAAAAGUGAAAGAUACGGUUACUUACUACUACGCGAGAUGGUUUGACGAAUUGAGGCGAAUUUGCUGUCUGUCAGAGCUGGAUUUCAUCAGGUCAAUUUGUCGCUGUAAGAAGUGUGGCGCCCAGGGUGGCAAGGGCAGCGUCUUCUUCGCCAAAUCGUUGGAACGAUAGAUUCAUCAUUAAACAGGUCGCAAAGACAGAAUUAGAGUCUUUCGUCAAUUCGCUCCGGAGUAUGUCAAGUACCUUUCUGGGUCGAUUAGCACCGGGUGCCCCACCCACCAGUCUGGCCAAAAUCUUGGGAGUCCACCAGGUAGGUGGUAAUCCUUCAUCAUCUCUGUUCAUUCUGUCUACUCGUAAGAUGUCCCGUUUCUGAAAUGUCGGUAUUUUUUUGAGGGCCAGAGAAUCUCGUCUUCCGGCUAACUGGUCGCCAUAAUACUUUCUUCAGAGAAUUCUCCUGAAAUAUGGACUUGAGAGAACCUGAUUUUUUUAAUUACUGAAAAUAUAUCCAGCCUCUGCUCUCUGACUGGGGAUUUCUCAGGUCACUGGGUCCUGAUUUGUUUGUGGGCUCAAGGAUUUGGUACAGCAAAGGAAGUUUUCCUCGGACACUUUUAUUUUUCUUUUUUCAUUGGAAGCUGAUCUGAAUCCGAGUCAAAUCCGUGAUUCGGGAAAACCCUCCCUUUCUUCCUUCUCUUUCUUCCCAGUACGAUGAUUAUGCCCGCUCUGUCGGUUUGGACCACGCUAGAGCCUGUCUGUUGACCCACUUUCCUUCUUCUUCCGAUUCCGAUGGUCGUCGCCGUGUGUGGUUCAGGUGGGCUGGAAGAACCUGAAGGCGAGUAAGGAGUGGAAGAUGGAGGUGCUGAUGAUGGAGAACCUCAUGUUCGGGCGGAGCAUAGAGAGGCUGUAUGACCCCAAGGGGUCGUCGCGGUCGCGGCACAACGCGGACAGCAGCGGCGAGUACAAUGUCCUCCUGGGCCAGAAUCUGAUCGAGUCGAUGCCCACUUCCCCCAUCUUCGUCGAGAACAGGGCCAAGCGGCUGCCCGAGAGAGCCGUCUGGAACGACACCUCCUUCCUCGUCGUAAGCACUCUCUCUGCUCUCUGCUCUCUCCUCUCUUUAUGGCGCUGGUGGGUGGUUCUUUCUUCUGGUUAACAACUCAUCCCUGAUGUUGGUGCAGUCGAUCGAAGUGAUGGACUACUCGCUUCUGGUGGUGGUGGACGGGGGGCGGGGGGAGCUGGUGCUGGGGAUCAUCGACUUCAUGCAGCAGUACACGUGGGACAAGAACCUGGAGACGUGGGUGAAGGCCUCUGGGAUACUGGGGGGCCCCAAGAAUGCCUCCCCCACCGUCGUCUCCCCCGUCCAGUACAAGAAGCGCUUCCGCAAGGCCAUGGCCACCUACUUCGUCAGGGUCCCCGAGCCCCCCUCCGCAUCCUCUCCCCCUCCUCCGACGAUGACCACCACCUGA
Molecule: messenger RNA, 6008 nt
Organism: Spirodela intermedia
Lineage: Eukaryota; Viridiplantae; Streptophyta; Magnoliopsida; Alismatales; Araceae
Source: the annotation of a GenBank genome assembly